AUGACACCCACGCCCUGGACCUCCGCGUUCGGCGGCAGAGACGGUGUCAACGACGCCCCGGGAGGAACCCUUGUGUCGUCAUGGCCGUCAACAUCCUCCAGGAGAUGUUGUACAGGGUUUCUCAGAACGUGUAACCGUGAUGGUGGUGUGAGUAUAGACCUGAACCACGGGACGACCACCCUGGCCUUCAAGUUCAAACAUGGAGUCAUUGUGGCCGUGGACUCCAGAGCCUCAGCAGGCCGUUACUUGGCAUCCAACGACGUCAACAAGGUGAUAGAGAUCAACCCCUACCUGCUGGGCACCAUGUCGGGCAGCGCUGCAGACUGCCAGUACUGGGAGAGACUCCUGGCCAAAGAAUGCAGGCUCUACAGGCUGAGGAGCAACCACAGGAUCUCUGUGGCUGCUGCCUCCAAGCUGCUGUGCAACAUGAUGCUGGGCUACAGAGGCAUGGGCCUCUUUAUGGGAAGCAUGAUCUGUGGAUGGGACAAAGAGGCCGGCCGCAUGUUCUCUACCGGCUGUGGGAGCAGCUACGCCUACGGCGUGGUGGACAGCGGCUACAGGAAGGACAUGGCGGUGGAGGGGCGGUCAACAGUGAGUCCACUCUGGUUUCCAUCUAGCAGACAGCAACAUCCGUCUCACAUUGUCUCCGUCAUGUACCACAUGCAGCAGGACGGCUGGAUAAAGGUGUGUAAGGACGACGUCUCCGAGCUGAUCCACCGCUACAGGAAGGGAAUGUUCUGAAUGCUCAGCACUCUGAACACGACUGAUGAUGCCUUUCUUUCCAGAAGCUUCUUUGUGCACUUUUCUAGUAGUGAUUUUGGAGAUGAUCCCACUGAUGUCUCACAGCAGAGAAAUGCUCUCCAAACGUUUCUUUCCUUCCACAAGAACCUGAAGUCUACAGGACCAAAGUGUCACUAAACUGCUGAGCUCAUUGGGUGCUGUUUGUUGCUAGUGAUGUAAUGCAGGUGCUGUGUGUGGUGGUUCUCACAUGUUUCUGUGUACUAGUGUGUUCUUUGUGUUGACCACACAUGCUGUUUAAAAUACUUUCACCAACACAACACACCAAUCCCAAAUACAGCCCUGCUGUCCUGUGAUGAUUGACAUGAACCAACCAAGAAAAAAAUUGA
Pungitius pungitius (ninespine stickleback) is the source of this 1127-nucleotide messenger RNA. RefSeq names its product proteasome subunit beta type-8-like. Bases 1 to 741 code for a protein of 246 amino acids. The transcript has 7 exons. Gene Ontology annotation, cellular component: proteasome core complex. NCBI's taxonomy places the organism in Eukaryota, Metazoa, Chordata, Actinopteri, Perciformes, Gasterosteidae. The record is from RefSeq and is a predicted model, not a curated record.